This is a messenger RNA of Papaver somniferum (opium poppy), 1029 nucleotides long. RefSeq lists its product as uncharacterized. Bases 1 to 1029 code for a protein of 342 amino acids. Gene Ontology annotation, molecular function: protein binding. The record is from RefSeq and is a predicted model, not a curated record. The transcript has 5 exons. NCBI's taxonomy places the organism in Eukaryota, Viridiplantae, Streptophyta, Magnoliopsida, Ranunculales, Papaveraceae.
AUGCCUCAAAAUUUAAGUUCACCUAGAGCACUCCGAAACUGGAAGACGGCCCUGGGUAACGAUCAUAGUAAUUUGUUGAAAUUUUAUGGUCGCAUAACUCCACUAUUGAACACCGAAGAAUACCAUAAUUCUGAUUGUUUCACAGUGGUUGGAUGUAAAUGGUGGGUGCAAGUUUAUCUUAAGAGUAACAAUGGAAAACACUUAUCAGUGACCUUGCUACCUGACACUGCUGAAAAGAAAUGGUCUUAUGCAGAGAAUAGUUUGGCUCUUGUUAACCAAAUUAAUGACAAAAAAACAGUGAGACGUGAUACUCAACACCUUUUCCGUGACAAUACUACGUGGGGUUGGGCAUCUUUCUUACUUCUUUCUGAACUUAACGACCCAGCUAAAGGAUUUAUCAAGGAUGAUACUUGCAUCAUUCAAGCUGAUAUUUCUGCCUGUAGGAUUAAUGUUACGAAUAAAAAGGUGCCCGUAACUAAUCAAACGGUGGUGUAUCCCAAUGCUGGAAAACCCUUUGAAGAAGACCAAGGUGUCGUUUUUUAUGAUGAGAAAUAUGAAGACGUUGGUGGCUUCAGCAUUUUGAAAACACAAGCACCGUUGUACAGAAGGAUCUGGUUGAAAUUCGGGCAUAUUGCAACAACCAAAGUUAUGCCAGCCUCGUCGUUUAAUAGCUUAGUCACUGUUGUCACUGAUAUAAUGAAUACUAUCUUGGAUAUGUUUCGCUGCCGGUUUGCUGAUGUAUCUGUUGAACUGAUUGGUUUGUGGGAUCAGAAAAUUAAAAUGGCGGAGAAACUUGAGUUCAAUGUUAGAUGGCUCAGAGAUCGCUAUGAAGUUGUUAGAAAGGAUUUCUGUGGGGUUGAGAAAUUUAAAUCGGCAGUAAAAACAGAGCAGCAGCCAAAUUCACAGCCUGCAAAGAAGCGGGUGAAAAAAGAAAAUGGAUCGACAACACCAAAGGCGGAGCCGAAGGAUGAACCUAUAGAUAUAUCUCAUGACAGUUUACCUGGAUACCUGUUUGAAGGAGUGCUUUAG